Messenger RNA from Penicillium cosmopolitanum, 468 nucleotides. RefSeq lists its product as uncharacterized. Bases 1 to 468 code for a protein of 155 amino acids. Lineage: Eukaryota; Fungi; Ascomycota; Eurotiomycetes; Eurotiales; Aspergillaceae. The transcript has 2 exons. The record is from RefSeq and is a predicted model, not a curated record.
AUGGCCCCAAACCUCUUCCUCUGCUUGCGCACCCUCUGUUGCCCCACAUAUUGGUUCCAACACGGUGAUCGCACCGAUAACAACGCCAACCGAGAACAACAUUGGGAAACUCCUGUCCCAGGAACCUAUAAGUUCCUCCCCGGUCGCGGCUGGCAUCUCAUCCAGCGCGAUGGAUGCGACUUUGAAGAAAAGGCCCCUGCUGCCUUAGUCUACUGUCGCAUUCUCCACCGCUACAUGUUCGAGUCGGAACUCGAAGAGCGCUGCCGCUGGUUUUCGGCUCCGCUGCACAAGGGCACCAAGCCCGAGAAACUCCGCUUUUCCUCCUCGACGACGGGUCGUUUCAUUCCGGGUCCCUACCCUAAGUGGUGGCUCGAUGAGGAUGGCGAAACGAUGCGUCGUGGCGUCUCGCCGCCCGCCAGUGCCAACGUCUCUCGGUGCAACAGUAUCGUUGUGCCCAAGUUCGAUUAA